Messenger RNA from Necator americanus (New World hookworm), 2052 nucleotides. RefSeq lists its product as uncharacterized. Lineage: Eukaryota; Metazoa; Nematoda; Chromadorea; Rhabditida; Ancylostomatidae. The coding region runs from base 1 to 2052 and encodes 683 amino acids. Gene Ontology annotation, cellular component: plasma membrane. The record is from RefSeq and is a predicted model, not a curated record. The transcript has 19 exons. Gene Ontology annotation, molecular function: calcium ion binding; ATP-dependent diacylglycerol kinase activity. Gene Ontology annotation, biological process: intracellular signal transduction; diacylglycerol metabolic process; lipid phosphorylation.
AUGCUACUCUCACCUGAUCAGUUCUCUCGCCUCAGCGAGUAUGCUUCGUAUUCAAACCGAAGGCUCAAGGACAUGCUCCCCGACUUCCAGUCAGAAGGGAAAUUCCAUUCGUAUCUUGGCCAUGAUGAUCAGGGAAAUCAGACAAUCAAUCUGCAAGGCUUCAAGGCGUUCCUUGCCGAUUACUUCGAGGCUGACUUGCCCGCGGAGCUCAUUCAACAACUUUCGCGAUCGUUCUCAAAAGCACCGACUGUCGAGCGCCGAACAAGUGCACUUGAAAAAGCCUUCACAGCGGUACGAGCAGAAAUCUCAGACAAUCUCCAGAAGCUGGAAAGACUGGCGAUUGGUACCAAUGACCUUACUCUAGACAACGUCUGUGAAGAAGAUGCUGGAGAGCUGCAUCGUCGUAGUUUAACAAAUGUUGAAACUCAUAGUCAUGUUGCACCGGAGGAAUGCAUUAGACUGAAGCCGCUCAUCUGCACGCUAUCCUUACUAGAACCGGAUACGGCCGAAAAUAAGUUGGAAGUGGUGUUUCACGUUUACGAUUCCGAUGGGAACGGAUUUUUGGACAAACGAGAAGUUGAUGGAAUCAUUGAACAAAUGAUGAAUGUUGCGCGUUACCAGAAAUGGGACACCAUAGAGCUUGAACAGAUUUUACGACAAAUGAUGGCAGAGCUUGACCAUGACCAAAAUGGGGUGGUAUCCUUGGAUGAGUGGAGAAAAGGAGGCUUAACAAAUAUCCCGUUGCUGGUUUUAUUAGGCGUUGAUACGGUCCAUCAUCGUUGCAUGGCCUCUCUGGCUCAAGAAUGCAACCUUGGAGUCCUAUCUUACCACAUUCUACCUCCAACCCAUAUAAUUCCGGCGUUUCUUGAAAGGAGAACUUCGUCAUUCAAAAGACGCAUACGCGGGCGCUGUUUGUUGCAGGGAGUUAAUCCAGGACAACAUGCACGACCUUUGCUUGUGUUUGUUAAUCCGAAAAGUGGUGGUAAACAAGGUGUGCGCAUUCUUCAAAAGUUCGCUUAUAUUUUAAAUCCGCGACAAGUCUACGAUCUUUCGAAAUCAGGACCAGAACCGGGCCUUCUCCUCUUCUCAACGGUGAGCAACUGCAAUAUCCUCGUUUGCGGUGGCGACGGCACUAUCGGAUGGGUGCUUGAAUCGAUUGAUAAAAUGGAAGAUCUUUUUGAGCAUGGGCGGCCUCCGGUGGCUGUUCUCCCUCUUGGCACAGGGAAUGAUCUAGCCAGGUGUUUGCAAUGGGGUGGUGGAUACGAGAAUGAGAGCCUCAAUAAGAUUCUAUUUCAGAUCGAGAAAGCUACUAUGAUUGACAUGGAUAGGUGGUUCAUAAAAAUAAUGCCGAAAGACAAACACAAGAAGAAGGAAAGUGGUGAUUCACAGCCGUAUCAUAUUAUCAACAACUACUUCAGUAUUGGGGUGGACGCUUCGAUAGCACAUCGAUUCCAUGCAAUGCGAGAAAAGUAUCCUGAGAAAUUCAACAGUCGAAUGAGGAACAAACUAUGGUAUUUUGAGCUCGGUACAAGCGAAACCCUAUCAAGCUCCUGCAAGAAUCUUCACGAACAGAUUGACAUACACUGUGAUGGAGAGAUGAUCGAUCUUGGCCAAGAUUCAUCUUUAGAAGGGAUAGCUCUUCUAAACAUCCACUCAAUUUAUGGCGGAAGCAAUCUUUGGGGUCGAAGUCGGAAAGGAAGAACGCGAUUUAAUUUCCAGUUCCCACAUAUGAAUUCCAAUGACAAAAUGCACCUGCAGACACGAGUCCAGGAUAUUGGUGACGGAUUGGUUGAGUUAGUCGGACUUGAAUCAGCAAUGCAAAUGGGUCAAAUAAAAGCAGGAGUUCGUAGUGGAAGACGACUGUCGCAGUGCUCAGCAAUUGUCAUCGAAACAUUCAAGUCUUUCCCUAUGCAAAUUGAUGGUGAACCUUGGAUGCAGCAACCAUGCAUGAUUCAAAUCACUCAUAAAAACCAAGUCAAAAUGCUUGUUGCACCGAGAAAACGCAGCUCGUGGUCACUUUUGAGACGGCAAUCGACAUCCGACGAUAUUUAA